AUGCGGGCUUCCCACGAUGCACUAUUGUCUGCAACCGUCUCACUUGGAACGAAAGGCAUUGCUACCAACGGUCCCGAGAAAAGAAAAGGAUUCGAAUUGCCGGGAACGAAUCAGCUGGCGGAUUUCAAACGCCCCGAUUAUGUCCAUGCGUACGCCAAGCUUAACGAGGUGCAACAAUGA
Messenger RNA from Blastomyces dermatitidis ER-3, 180 nucleotides. RefSeq lists its product as uncharacterized. Bases 1 to 180 code for a protein of 59 amino acids. The record is from RefSeq and is a predicted model, not a curated record. The transcript has a single exon. Lineage: Eukaryota; Fungi; Ascomycota; Eurotiomycetes; Onygenales; Ajellomycetaceae.